AGCGCAGCGCGCCAGACCGAGAGCGCACGGAACUUGUAGACAAUAGCCUUAUUAUUAUUGUUAUUGUUCAUAUUAUUAUUAUUAUUAUUGUUUCUCUAGUUUCUCGUUUCCUUUUCCCCCUUUAAUCGGCUUAGAGUAAAUAUACAAUUGAUGCGUUCUGUCCCUCGGCGCAUUUUUUUUUUUUUUCUUUUGGACAGGAGCAUGACGAAUGCUGUUCAUAUGACUGAUUUUACUUGAGGCCAUAGGAAAGAAAGGCGAAAUGGAGACGUUCACAAUACACGACAUGCUCAUAAAUUCCACCGAUCUGAACAAGAUUUUGUGCAAUUUUGGGAUCAAGAAUAUUUCCGAGUGCGGGCAGGAUCCAUCACCCGAGCCUAAAGAUAUCAACCAGACGGUGCGCAUCGUCCUCUACAGCCUCAUCUUCCUCCUCAGCGUCCUGGGCAACAGCCUCAUCAUCGCCGUCCUGGUGAGGAACCGGCGCAUGAGGACCGUCACCAACCUCUUCCUGCUGUCCCUGGCCGUCAGCGACCUGAUGGUGUCCCUGGUCUGCAUCCCCUUCACCUUCAUCCCCAACCUCAUGAGGGACUUCAUCUUUGGCACCUGCAUAUGCAAACUGGUCAUGUACUUCAUGGGUGUCUCAGUGAGCGUUUCCACCUUCAACCUGGUGGCCAUCUCCCUGGAGCGCUACAGCGCCAUUUGCAACCCGCUGACCUCCAGAGCAUGGCAGACCAAGUCCCACGCGGCCAAGGUCAUCACGGCCACCUGGAUGGCCUCCUUCAUCCUGAUGCUGCCCUACCCCAUUUCUAGCACCCUCAAGCCUUUCACCCGCCUCAACAACAGCACGGGACACAUGUGCCGCCUGCUGUGGCCCAACGACAUCAUCCAGCAGUCCUGGUAUGUGUGUCUGCUGUUGCUGCUCUUCCUGAUCCCUGGGAUCGUCAUGAUGACGGCCUACGGACUCAUCUCCCUGGAGCUCUACAGGGGCAUCAAGCUUGAGCUGUCCAACAGGAAAUCCAGUAGAGAGAGGCAAUGCAGCACCGGCAGCAUCAAGCCCGGUGACAGUGACGGCUGUUACAUGCCGCCGUCGAAAAAAAAGAGCAUCACAAUGAGUACAGGCAGCUUGGCCAGCUCCAGCGGCAAGCGCAUGGUGGGCCGUGUGUGCGGCAGCAGCUCCACAGCCAACCUGAUGGCCAAGAAGCGUGUGAUCCGCAUGCUCCUGGUCAUCGUCUUCCUCUUCUUCCUGUGCUGGACUCCCGUCUUUGUGGUCAACGCGUGGCAGGCUUUCGACCGGCACUUGGCCUACCGCCUGACCGGCGCGCCCAUCUCCUUCAUCCACCUACUGUCCUACACCUCCGCCUGCGUCAACCCCAUCAUUUACUGUUUCAUGAACAAGCGAUUCCGCCAGGGCAUGCUGGCCACCUUCAGCUGCUUCAGGCAGAGCGGCGCGGGGAGGAACGGCCUGGGGAGGUCGGCUGGCAGUGGAGCGGCUAAAGGGGAGGUGGGCCGAUUAAGAGCGGGGCCAAAGACCGCCGAGCAGAAUGGCCAUACCCCGUUGAGCGGGGCCAGCACACGCUUCACCUACACCGGCAUCCGUGCAUCAGCCUGGAGUGAGCUGACUUAAACCGGACCGAUGUGUCUGUGUGUGAGAGCACCGGCCCGAGUGCAAGCACUUGUAGGGAAUCAGUGGUGUGUUGCUUUAACGUGAAGCCCUCACAGCGCUUAUAGGACUAGUUUAUGAGCAGCUCUGUUGCUUUAGCUUGGAGUGUGACAUGACGUGGGCACAAUAGUUAAUGGCCGUGGGGCAGAAGUGGUGUGCAUUAAGUGCUCUCGCAACAGAUAAACAUGGCCAGAUGCCUCCCAGGGGGGGUUGCAGUGUCCAGGGUGGCUCACCGAAGGGCCACAAGUCUGACAUAGGGAGGGAGUGUUUUGCUGAAGCAGAAUACCAAUUAACGUAGUUUACCGCUCUCCAUAUAUGCUCGUCACACACUUUGUAGUUGGGCCUCUCCCGCAGCCAUUUUGCGGCCGUGCAGGGACCAAAACGGUCUCUCCACUCUUUCCAAUUCAUCGCUUUGAGCUAAUGGCGACGGGUACAAAAAUAUUUGAAAACACAACCGCUGCCAGAAGGUUUAGCCUGUGCAAAUUUAAAAAAAAAAAA
This is a messenger RNA of Xiphias gladius (swordfish), 2155 nucleotides long. RefSeq names its product cholecystokinin A receptor (gene cckar). Gene Ontology annotation, cellular component: membrane. The record is from RefSeq and is a predicted model, not a curated record. The coding region runs from base 260 to 1621 and encodes 453 amino acids. Gene Ontology annotation, molecular function: gastrin receptor activity; neuropeptide receptor activity. The transcript is spliced from 5 exons. Gene Ontology annotation, biological process: neuropeptide signaling pathway. NCBI's taxonomy places the organism in Eukaryota, Metazoa, Chordata, Actinopteri, Istiophoriformes, Xiphiidae.